Molecule: messenger RNA, 339 nt
Organism: Trypanosoma conorhini
Lineage: Eukaryota; Euglenozoa; Kinetoplastea; Trypanosomatida; Trypanosomatidae
Product: surface protease GP63
Exons: 1
Biological process (GO): cell adhesion; proteolysis
Cellular component (GO): membrane
Molecular function (GO): metalloendopeptidase activity
Source: RefSeq, a predicted model, not a curated record
GUGAACUACUUUGGCAGCCCGGUGACUUGCACGGCCGAGCCGAUAUUGACGGAGCACAAGAGGCAGUUGUACACGAAGAAGAUAAUCCCCGAGGCCGUCAAGCUGCACGCGGAGCGACUUCUCGUGCGGCCAGUGACUGAGAACAUUGUUGUGCCAAUAAAUCCCAAAGGACAUUGCCGGCACUUUACAAUUCCAACUGGAGCACAUGAAAGAGGAGUGGUGUGGCGGGUGCCGACAUUGUCCCCUACGCCGCUGCCGGGCCACUCAGUCAUUACAUUCCAGCGUGGGCGGCCAAGUGCGCUACGUGGAGUGACUUUUGCCCUUCCGUCGGCGCCAUGA